This is a messenger RNA of Acipenser ruthenus (sterlet), 1648 nucleotides long. Its product is annotated as protein FAM81B-like. Bases 113 to 1180 code for a protein of 355 amino acids. The record is from RefSeq and is a predicted model, not a curated record. The transcript has 8 exons. Lineage: Eukaryota; Metazoa; Chordata; Actinopteri; Acipenseriformes; Acipenseridae.
UUACAUAACCACACCUUCUCUAGAUAGGAGUUACCAUGGCGACAAGUGUCAACAGAAACUCCUAGAAAAAACCCAAAGGCUCACCGAUGCACUGGGGAGUGUGCUUCAUUUGAUGGGACAAGUCUUGUUUCCUAAGAUCUCUGGGAGCAGAAUGAACUUCCUGGAGGACCGGCUGUCCAAUCAGGAGCGGACGACAGCGGCGCUGCUGGAGCAGGCCUUUCGGAUCAAGGAAGACAUCAUCACCAACCUGCGGGGGACCCAGGGCACCUACCAGGCAGAGACUGCCGCGAGAACACUGCUGGAGAACCACAUCCAGACCAUCACCAACAUUGUCAAGCAGCUCAGCGCAGACAUUGAGGUCUUGGAAGGACAGAUCCUCCAGCGGGAUGGAGUUUCUUCAGGAACAAGCUUGGCAGUUCAGAGUCUGGAUCACAAGCACCUGGCUGGGAUUGGAGACCUGCGGGGAAGAGUGGCCAGAUGCGAUGCCAGCAUCUCCAAACUGUCUGGAGAUGUGAGUUCUUCCAGCCAUGAGAUCCAGAAACUACAGAAAGAAACCCAUGAUGUGAAGUCAGCCUUGGAAAUGCACAUCAAAGACCUUGAACUGAAGAUAACGCAGUUGCUGGGGAAAAUGGAAACAUCCCUAUCUGAACAGAACUCAAACUUAAGAGCAGCUCGAGGGGAUCAACUCCAUGAAGUUCAGCUGCUAGAUGUAAAGACCCUAGGUGCUCUGGCUGAUCUCCGGGAGCAGAUUCACAGCCAGCGGAAGUGGGCUGAAGUGCAGCUGAGCCGAUCCCAGCAGGUCCAGACUCAGGGCACGGAGCAGCUCCAGUCACUGCUGCAGGAAAGAGCGGAAAUGACAGAGAAGAAAAUGCAAGACAGCAUGAACCUCCUAACCGUCAGACUGGAAAAAUGUGAAGAGAGGCAGGAACUUGAAAUCAGAGCGAACAGAGCGAAGUACACAGAAGACAAGCUCACCGCGAGGAUUGGGAGAGCAGAGAAGAGGAUCUGGGAGGAGCUUGAGCUCAUGAAGAGCGAAUACAGAUCAGGCUUCCAAUCGAUCCAUGACGCUAUCAGCUCCCUGCGGCAGAUAAACGAGACCAACAACAGGAUGCAGAAAGAGAAGGUCCAGAAUGACAUCAAGCAGAUCAGGAGGAAGAUGGUUGAACUGAAAGACGUCUGACUUGACAUCUUGAAAUUGAACAAGUGAAAGCCUAAACUGGUAGAAUUGUAUAUUGCCUGUUCCAAUCAUUUGUGUGUGUGCUCUUUUUUUAAAUCUCUUAAAUCAUGCUAUUUUCCCAAAUUCACCGAUUGUAUUACUGUAUGGGUCGGGGCCCAGGUGGAGCAAUGGGCUCCAGUGCUAGUUUCACCUCUGGAAGGCUGAAUCCAGCUCAGGUCCCAUGCAAAAUAAGUUUGGUGGGCUUAACUUCCCCCCUCAGUGGACAGCAGUACACGAGUAAGCUUUCCAGCUGCUCUAUGACUGGAGAGAAAAUGUUCCAGCACUCUAAACUAUAGAUUUAAAAUAUAUAGUUAAAUACAAAUUAUUAAACAGUAAAGCUAACCAAUUUAAAUAGCUUGGUUUAUUGAACUGCAACCACAGUAUAAACAGCAGCUCUCUUUUCUGCUUCCCCACUCUUUGGGUAUUUUGUGU